AUGCCCAUCCCCAGCAAGCACCCCAACAUCGGCCGCUCGCAGAGCUGGGACGCCGCCGGCUGGUACGAGGGCGCCUGGGAGGGCGAGAACGCCUUCGAGUACCAGAGGCUGCCGGGCCACAGGAGCUCCCUGACCUACAGCGGCAGCGAGGGCGGCUGGUACGAGCCGCUGGGCCUCCGCGCCAACGAUAUCAUCUUGCAGGGCGGCGCGGAGCUGAAGCAAGAGGCGUACCCCUACCAGGAUGCCGCCUUCGCCCCGGGCCCCCUCAGGAAGGGCUCCGUCCCCGACUUCGCCUACUGCGACCGGCAGGCAGCCAUGGCGGGCCGGGGCGCCCAGGAUUACUACAGCGACCCGUCCCUGGCGGCUAGAUCGCCCAAAGACCCCCGCUGCUACCAGGCGGUGAGCCGGCCACCGGCGGGAUACGGGGUGCCGGGCAGCCGGCUGUCCUGGGACCCGGCCUCGGGCCGCCCGCCCGUGCCCCCGGAGGCCGCCCGCCUCUACAGGGACCCCAAAGCACUGGACGGGCAGCGGCUGCGCAACAGGGACGUCUCCCCAGCGCGGUACGGCACGGAGCCCCCCGGCCUGCGGUACGCAGCGGAGCCCCCAGCCUUCCCUGGCCGGCCGGCCUACGGCGAUGGGGCAGAGCGGCCGCCCGAGCCGUCGGGGGGCAGGCAGGCCGCCCCCACCUGCCUGGUGGUGGACCCCAGCAGCGGCUAUGGGCCGGGCCGGGAGAGCACGGGCACCAAGGGACCCUACGACAGCUAUGAGGCGGUGGCAGCGGCCCCGUCCCACCCGCCGGUGCCGCCCGCUUUCCCCGGGCAGGAGGGGAAGAGGAGCUUCGACCCCGAGUUCGUGGCGCUGCUGCGUGCGGAGGGCGUCUCGGAGAGCACCUUCGCCGCCCUGCUGCAGCAGGGCUUCGACUCGCCCAACCUGCUCGCCAUGAUGGAGGAGAACGACAUCAAGUCGGUGGCCCCCAACCUGGGGCAGGCCCGCGUGCUGUCCCGCAUCGCCCACAACUACAAGGCGGAGAUGCAGCUGCAGCGGCAGGAGCGGAGGAGCGGGGCGCUGCGCCCCAGGACCCGCUCCAACAGCUUCAGCCACCGUGGCGAGCUGACGGGUGACUACGGGGCGCCCCUCGCCUCGGGGCCGGCCGCUGACGGCCCUACAGCCCCACAGCCUCCACUGCAGCCGCCCUCCCCGAGGGCAGGGGAGAUGCACCGGAGGCCGUCCAGCGCCCCGACCCAGCACCUGCUGGAGACCACCACCUACCCGGCCUCCGCUGGUGCUCCGCAGGGGCCGCAAUUCCUCCCUGGUUCUGGAUACAACACCCCCCUGCCUUGCAACGUGCACCCACGGCCGGCCUCCACCUACUGCGCUCCCGCCGGCACACCGAUGACCACGGCCAACCCGCACGCCAGCCCCAAAACGGCGUACCUGACCACGUACACCGUGCCCAUGGAGCUGAUGAAGAGGGAGAGGACGGUGGCCUCGCCGGCCCCCAGCCCACACGGCAGCCCGCAGCUCCUCCGCCGGCCGGGCGCGCCAGGGGACGGCCUGGCCCCCACUGGACCCACGUUCCCUGCUCAGCUCUCCCCGUACCCGAAGCUCAGCCGGCGCACGGGGCCGCCCGUCAUUGUCUCCACGAUGGCGUCGCCCGAACCAAGUAUCCGCCCUCAGAUCAUGAACGGCCCCAUGCACCCCCGGCCCCUGGUGGCACUGCUGGACGGCAGGGACUGCACGGUGGAGAUGCCCAUCCUGAAGGAUCUGGCGACCGUGGCAUUCUGUGACGCACAAUCAACUCAGGAGAUCCACGAGAAGGUAUUAAACGAAGCCGUUGGGGCCAUGAUGUACCACACCAUCACGCUGACCCGAGAAGAUCUAGAGAAGUUCAAGGCCUUGCGGGUCAUUGUUCGAAUAGGCAGCGGCUACGACAACAUUGACAUCAAAGCGGCGGGGGAGCUCGGCAUCGCCGUCUGCAACAUCCCCUCGGCCGCCGUGGAGGAGACGGCCGACUCCACCGUGUGCCACGUCCUCAACCUCUACCGGCGCAACACGUGGCUGUACCAGGCGCUGCGGGAGGGCACGCGGGUGCAGAGCGUGGAGCAGAUCCGCGAGGUGGCCUCCGGCGCCGCCCGCAUCCGGGGGGAGACGCUCGGCCUCAUCGGCUUCGGUCGCACUGCCCAGGCGGUUGCAGUCCGAGCCAAGGCGUUUGGCUUCAACGUGAUAUUUUAUGACCCGUACCUGCAGGAUGGCAUAGAGAGGUCCCUGGGAGUGCAGCGAGUCUACACGCUCCAGGACCUGCUCUACCAGAGCGACUGUGUCUCGUUGCACUGUAACCUGAACGAACACAACCACCACCUGAUCAACGACUUCACGAUUAAGCAGAUGCGGCAGGGCGCGUUCCUGGUGAACACGGCGCGUGGGGGGCUGGUGGACGAGAAGGCCUUAACUCAAGCCCUGAAGGAGGGACGGAUACGAGGGGCUGCGCUCGACGUGCACGAGUCAGAACCAUUUAGUUUUGCUCAAGGCCCAUUGAAAGAUGCUCCUAACCUAAUCUGUACCCCGCACACCGCCUGGUACAGCGAGCAGGCGUCGCUAGAGAUGAGGGAAGCUGCUGCCACCGAAAUCCGGCGCGCGAUCACAGGGCGCAUUCCAGAAAGCCUACGGAACUGCGUGAACAAGGAAUUCUUUGUCACAACGGCUCCGUGGUCAGUAAUAGAUCAGCAAGCGAUCCAUCCAGAGCUCAAUGGUGCCACAUACAGGUAUCCCCCCGGGAUGGUGAGCGUCGCGCCGGGAGGCAUACCAGCGGCCAUGGAGGGCAUCAUUCCCGGCGGCAUCCCCGUGACCCACAACCUGCCCACCGUGGCGCACCCCUCCCAAGCUCCGUCGCCGAACCAGCCCACGAAACACGGGGACAACAGGGAACAUCCCAACGAGCAAUAGCAGCUAAUUUAAAAACCACUCAAUAAACUUGGGACCAAGAGACAUUGGAAAAGAAGUUAUACACGAACUGAAAAAAAAAUAAAAGAAUUUGAUACGGAAUUUGUAAUGUUGAUUUUGGACAGAUGCAUCAUUGAUGUUCCAGUGUUAACGACCAAGUGAUAGCAGUCAAGACUGGGGAGAAGCCCUGAAGAAGUCACCUGCUUACUGAAGCGCUGAAAACUAGGAUGUGAGACAUUAAUGAUCGACUUCUGUUAUUGUGUGUUAAGUUUCCUUCAUCUGUGCAUCAAUCACAUGAAUAAAAAUAGAUUUUUUUCCCCUCGA
Molecule: messenger RNA, 3264 nt
Organism: Cygnus atratus (black swan)
Lineage: Eukaryota; Metazoa; Chordata; Aves; Anseriformes; Anatidae
Gene: CTBP2
Product: C-terminal binding protein 2
Exons: 9
Coding region: 1-2943 (980 amino acids)
Molecular function (GO): oxidoreductase activity, acting on the CH-OH group of donors, NAD or NADP as acceptor; NAD binding; transcription corepressor activity
Source: RefSeq, a predicted model, not a curated record